AUGCCUCCCAAACCCUUCAACGAGUUCAUGAAUGGUACCUCCCCUGGCGGACCCUCCACGCCGCGUGGUCGAGGAGGGUAUGGGGGUCGAGGUGGAGGCCGCGGGGGCGGUGGUGGGUACCGAGGUGGUGGAGCUGGCGGCGGGACUCCAGGGAGCGUCAAGUCCUUCAAAACGGACUAUUCGAACGUUCCGUUCGAUUAUGCCGCGGUCAAUCGGCAGCAGUAUACCAAGAUGGACGGCUUCGCAGUCGCUCCGUACGGAGGCAACACCGCUACUCCGGGUACGCCAUACACCCCAGGCGGAAGGGGAAGGGGCCGGGGAGGUCGAGGAGGUGGCGGUGAGACCUAUACCCCUCGUGGACGAGGAAGAGGCGGUCUGGGUUCUUCGACCUCGUCAUCCGCUCCGAGCGGUCAGGGCGCACAGCAAGACUCGCCCGGACCUUCGGGCUACGGUACACCCAUCACCGGGCUGGGCUUCGGGAAGGGCAAGGGGAGGGACGUGCCCGGCGCAGGAGCUAGGACGCCCGUGCGCGAGUCCACGGUUGGACGGGGCAUCGGGACGGGAGAAGUCAUUUGGGGAGGGAGAAAGGGCGCGCCGAUGUUUGUAAAAGCUGGAGAGCUGUUCAAGGAUGGGGAAGUGGACGUUAUCACGAUGGACGAGGACAAAGCGAUCCACGUAGAAACCGUGCCUCUUUCCGACCCAUCCGCCCCGCAGAUGCUCGAUCUGAAUAAUAACACGGAGAUUGAGAUACUCGAGACCCUCGAACAAAAGGUUCGCUCCAAGCCCAGCAAGGCCAAGAAGGCGAAGGGGCCCCCCGCACCCGCUGCGCCUAUCGCCGAACAGGCGAUAGAUGGCGGUACGGAGGAGGUGGAUAUGGAGGAUCAGGCGGCGAGGGAUGAGAUUGACAUGCUGCUGGAAGCGGAGCCGGAAGCUCCGUCACCUACGCCCGCGCCUAUCCCCGCUUCUGAGCUAGAAACGGCUCCUGCGCCCAUUUCCGAGGUUCCAUCCGCUCCUGAGCCAAUAGAAGUGGACGACAUGCCCAUCCCCGGUCUUUUCCUCGAUACCGCCCCUCAGCAGCCGGUCUUCGAAUCAGCUGCAACAUUAUACACCACACACCUUUUCGCUCCGGUCGGCGCGCCAAGUCAGCCAUCCAAGCAGGACAAGGGCAAGGGCAAGCACAGCUCAGACGAAGAGGAGAUCGUCUUCCGUCCGCGGAAAUACCAACAGCCACGUCCCAUCCACGUCGAGGUUCCACCCGUCCCCUCUGCUGCGCUACCUCAUGUCGCCCCACCGGCCAUCGCUAAAGCGGCCUAUCCUCAGAAAGCAGAAAAGCAGUCCGCCCUUCCUCCUUCUCAGGCCCCUAUACACGCCUUCGUCGAUCCCCGCGCUCAAAAGCCCGUUCUCCCCCGGAAGGAUAAGAAGGCGGCUAAGAAGGAGAAAAAGAAGAACAGGGGCAAGGGUGGGAAGAGCAACAAACUGGCCAGGGACGACUUUGGGGUCGAGGAUGAUAUUGAGUGGGGAAGCGACGGGCCGCCGAAGCGGAUCUUGCGGAUUGAGGGGGUGGAGGAGGAGCUUCAGGUCAUCCACCGGGGAUGGUCAAAGAAGGAUGUGGAUAUGGAUAUCCUGAGGGAUUAUCUUGAGGGAACCAUGCUAGGCGCGCAGCACGAGAACGACACCGAUAGCGAGGAGGAGGAGCGGAUGCUAGGUACGGAGGACAAGGGGAAGGCCAAGACUGUGGACAAGGCUGUGGAGCCGGAGGUGAAGAAGGGAAAAGGCAAGGCUGUGGGGCCCGAGAAGAAGAAGGGGAAGAGCAAGGAGGAGGAAGAUCUGCGGAAAGGCAGGGAGAGGGAGAAGAACAGGCUGGCGGGCGACUGGACACAGCCCGCUCCGGUGUCCGCCGCGGAGUCGGAAGGCGACGGAGAUGAGGGGGACUGGGAGGAUGAGGAAGGGGGAGGCGAUGAUGAAGAUGCCGGACAGGACGGACGUGAGGUCAUUGGCGAUAGCGACAUCAAUGAUGAUGGCAGCGAUGAGUCGUCUAUCGUUGGAGAUCUCCAGGCGAUCAUGGACGCUCUGGACAGCGAGGGUGAGGCGGAGGAUGAUGAUGAUAUGUUUGGGGGGAAGAAUACGUGGACGAGCGAGGAUGAGGGAGAGUGGUUUAUCAGGAACAUGGAGGAAGCUCUUGGCGGUGGAGGAUCUGGUAUGUCGUUCGGCACGAGCGGGAAAGGCAAGGGGAAGGGCAAGGCGGCAAUCUUCAAGUCUAUCGAGGAUGGGGACUUUGAGAUGGACUUGCCAACAGAACCAGUGAAGAAGGGCAAGAAGAAGGCCCAGGGCAUCCCCGAAGCUCUUCAGGCGCAAUGGGAGGCCGACCGCCAGAAGAAGGCGUCCAAGAAGGAACAGCGCGAGCUCGAACGCCUUAUCGCCGAGAUCGAAGGCACGAAAUCCAGCAAGAAAAAGGCCAAGGGCUCGUCCAAGGCCCAGCAGGCGGCACUGGCGCAUCUCAUCCCGGCAUCCGCUUCGGAAGUGGCCGACAUGUUUGACAUUGACUCGGACGAUGAGCGGGCGCAGCAUAUCCGCGGCGUCGGCAAGAUGCGCAAGAUGAUGAACUUGCCAUCGGGGCCUGGGCAAGGUGGGGUCGGGGAGAUUGAGAUCAUGGUGGAGCGUGUACGGGAGUUUAUCAGGGAUCCGGGGCAGACGACCAUGUCGCUGCAUCCGAUGGAGAAGGAGGGGCGGCAGAAGAUGCACAUCUUGGCGGAGUGCUUUGGGAUGAAGAGUAGCUCGAAGGGGAAGGGCAAGGCAAGGUUUACCAUCUUCAUCAAGACCUCUCGGACAGGCUUACACGUCGACGAGUCAACGCUCGAACGCCUCAUUUCCGCCUCUUCUCACUCUGGCGGACACUUCUACAAGGCGUUGUACAGCAAGUACGGUAAGAUCGGCGGCGGCGGAGGUGGCGGCGGCGGCAAAGACAAAUUCAAGAAGGGUCCAGGCGACCGGGGCACCUCGGGGCGAGCCAAGGAGGGAGAUUUGGUUGGAGAGGGAGCGGACAGGAUCGGCGUGGAAAAUAUGGGCCACAAGUUGCUCAGUAUGAUGGGCUGGGCGGAAGGUGGCCGGAUCGGUCGAUCAGAUGGUGGAUUGUCCAACCCUAUCGUUGCCGUCGUUAAGAAUACGAAGAGCGGAUUGGGCGCUUGA
This is a messenger RNA of Dioszegia hungarica, 3186 nucleotides long. RefSeq lists its product as uncharacterized. The record is from RefSeq and is a predicted model, not a curated record. The coding region runs from base 1 to 3186 and encodes 1061 amino acids. Gene Ontology annotation, molecular function: nucleic acid binding. The transcript has 8 exons. NCBI's taxonomy places the organism in Eukaryota, Fungi, Basidiomycota, Tremellomycetes, Tremellales, Bulleribasidiaceae.